GUAGAUGGCAGUUUGGAUUGUAGAGGGGUGUUCUGGCAGGAGAUAGGAAUCUGGCAGCCAUCCAUCUUUCCUAGUAUUAAAGUCCUGAGAUCAUGUGGGCAGGGCCAGCAGACAGAGCAAACACAGCUAAGGAGUGGGUCACGUCCGCUGGAGACAUGCAAGGUGGUGAGGAGAGAGAAGUCGGCAGUGUUAGGGAAGAACAUGAAGUGGAAUGGGAUAGCAGAAAGGGGUCGAGAACCCCGAUGCGGCGGAGGCAGCCCUGGAUACGCUUAGCCUUUCGCGCCGAUCCUUCUCAGACGACUGAUUCUCACUCAGCACAGGAUUUCCAUUCCUCUCAACACCAGGGCUCUGGAAGUCCUGCGCCAACGUUAGGAAAGUGUACACCAGCACGCAACAUCCCACCCCGCUGUUUGCUCAAGCAGAGCCUGGGUGCACCUCCCAUACACCAUCGAGGCCGAGUCCUCCGUCUUGCCUAGAGCGCCCCGGAAGUGACCAGGGUAAGGCCUCGAGGGGCGGACUGGCGAAGAGCAACACUUCCGGCCGACGGCAGCGGCUCGGCGUGCUCAGUUUCUGAAGGGCUGUGAGUGAGAACAUUGUGGACCCUGGAGAGGCAUUUCCAGCUUAUGCUGCAAAACAUCCAUUAACCUGAACCCUGGUAGCAUUUGAGGGAGCUCUGCUGCUGUCUAUGCAGAGAAGACCAAGGGACCAGCUUUGUGGAGCAAUCCCAAGCAGCGUAACAUUGGCCACCUGUCCUGCAGAGAGACCUACAAACACACCAUGUUUCUAGGAGUUAACGCCUGAGCUUGCUGGAGCCUAGACACUGAGAGAAGGCUGAGGCAAGAGGUUGCUGCAUGUACAAGGCAGCACCAAUGAGGCACAGGGCUUGAGCCUCGAAUCAGCAGAUCAGGAAGGGUAGAACAGAGAGGGAAAGACUGAGGCAGGGAAGGAGCAGUGCCAGGGGUGGCCACCAUCCCUCCAUGGCUUCCAAGCAGAAUGCAGUAAAGGGCAGAGGGGAAAAGAGGAAGCGGGUGGUUCUGACCUUGAAGGAGAAGAUUGACAUCUGCACACGCCUGGAGCGAGGGGAGAGCAGGAAGGCACUGAUGCAGGAAUACAAUGUGGGCAUGUCCACUCUGUAUGACAUUAAGGCUCACAAGGCCCAGCUGCUCAGGUUCUUUGCCAACUCAGACUCCAGACAGGCACUGGAGCAGCGGCGCACUCUGCACACACCAAAGCUCGAGCAUCUGGAUCGGGUACUUUAUGAGUGGUUCCUGGUAAAGCGCGCUGAGGGCAUUCCUGUGUCAGGUCCCAUGCUCAUUGAGAAGGCCAAGGACUUCUAUGAGCAGAUGCAGCUGACUGAGCCCUGUGUAUUUUCUGGAGGAUGGCUUUGGCGCUUUAAGGCCAGGCAUGGCAUUAAAAAGCUGGACGCAUCCAAUGAGAAGCAGGUGGCCGACCACCAAGCAGCUGAGCAGUUCUGUGGCUUUUUUAGAAGCUUGACUGCUGAGCAUGGGUUGUCCCCUGAACAGGUUUAUAGUGCCGAUGAGACUGGCCUUUUUUGGCGGUGCUUGCCAAAUUCCAAGACAGAUGGUGAGGCCCUGCCCAGCCUCAAACAGGGCAAGGACAGACUGACUGUCCUAAUGUGUGCCAAUGCCACGGGCUCCCACAGAAUCAAACCCUUGGCCGUCGGGAAGUGUGGUGACCCCAGGGCUUUCAGAGGCAUUCAGCACCUGCCUGUUGCCUAUAAGGCCCAGGGCAAUGCCUGGAUAGACAAGGAAAUUUUCUCAGAUUGGUUCCAUCACAUCUUUGUGCCCUCGGUGCGAGAACACUUCAGAACCAUAGGUUUGCCGGAAGACAGUAAGGCUAUUCUCUUGCUGGACAACUCCAGGGCCCACCCACAGGAGUCUGAUUUGGUGUCUGAUAACAUUUUUACCAUCUUCCUGCCUGCCAGCGUGACCUCCUUAAUUCAGCCCAUGGAGCAAGGUAUUCGAAGAGACUUCAUGAGGCACUUCAUUAGUCCUCCCAUUGCCCUGCAGGGCUUCCAUUCCCGCUACAGCAUGAACAAUACCAUUUUCAACGUGGCCUGUGCCUGGAAUGCUGUGCCCAGCCAGGUCUUCAGACAGGCCUGGAGGAAGCUGUGGCCUGCAGGCGCCUUCAAUGAAGGCUCAUCUGAAGAGGAGGAAGAGGAAGUGGCCGCAAGGCACUGCACCGCUAAACCUCACCAUAAGACUUUAGCCCACAUCCUUGAGCUGGUGAAAGAGGGCCCCUCCUGCCCAGGCAGCCAGCUUCAGAACAUUGGUCCAGGGGAGCAGGGCACAGCUGGGAGGGAGAUGGGUGAGACACACACUGCCAUGUCACUAGCACAGGCAGAUGAUCAUGCAGGAGAAGGGAAGCAAGGCACUGAAGAGGAUGACGAGGUAGCCUGGGAGCAGGCAGCAGCAUCCUUUGAGGCUAUUGUGCACUUCGCUGAACGGCAGCCCUGUUUCACUGUGCAGCAGGUGGGGCAGCUGCACCAGCUACACUUUGCAUUCAGGCGACAGUGGCAGCUAAAGCAGCAGCAGGUUGCUUUGAGAGCUGUGGUCAAAAUUGAGGCCCUCCAGGAGUGCCCUGCUGGGGGAACAGCCCCAAGCCACUCCCCUUUGCCCUGCUCAUCUACAGCAGGAGAUCACUGAUGAUACCCUGUAGCUUUGGGCUCCCUAGGUUGGGCAUAUGCUCAAACAGCCAGAGCUCUUACCAGCUGCUGUGUUACUCAGGAGGGCCUGGCCCUACAUGCCUCAGCUGACCAAGGUUUUUUGUAUCCCUGGCCACAUGACCUAAAUGGGAGGAGACCUGCAAGGAGACUCACAAAUCUGUAGCUGUAGCUGGGGCCAGGCUGGGCUAUGUGUGUCAAGGGCAGGGCAUAUGCACCCCAGAGAAGACACAAUGCAAGUUCCAGAAGGGUUGACGGGCUGGUUAGGUGGACAUCGCUGUGUGGGGUGGACCCUGAGCUUGGUACAUUAGUGCAGGUUGCUAAUAACUAUGACUGUGACUCAAUUCAUCACCUCCAAUGCUAAUGUAGCUCACUCAUGGCUGCACAGACAACGAACACAUCACCAUCUUUCAGGUGCCUACUUCAGCUAUGGUCCUAAAUAGACCGUAGCAUCCCCUGUGGCCUUGUGGCCAACAGGCCUCAUAGCUCAGGCCUAUGCCACACUGCACUGAGGUGAGGUGGCUUCCUGUACAAAAUUAGAGCUCCCUGGCUGAAUUCUCGUUCCUAGAAAUGAUGGACACAGUUAUUUUUAGCCUUUGGUUCAAAGGCCACACAGAGUCCAUAGUCAAUAGUCCAAUUUCAUGGGUACAGCCUUUUUGUGGAACAAACUUGAUGUGGUGUUCAGAAAUUAGUCCUAGGUUUGCGCUGAGCAUGGUAAAACUGCUGUUUGCUCCAGGAGUGUUAGAGCUUUUAUCCUCAGCUGUUAGCAGGUUAGUGGUACUCCAGGGAAGGCAUGUCCGCAUGGGUUGGUUUCACAAAGGCCAUUGUAGAAGGAUGCGGCCAGUGAUUUCCCCAAACUCUAGCUGAUGGGUAACUUCCUGUUUUAGGCAGCAUGGCUGCCUAUACAUGUGAUUCCAGAAGGCCCUUUGUCCCUGAUCUUUAGCACCUCUGAAUACAUGAAAUAGGUAUAUUUUUCUACGUUCUUUCACUGCUUCCCCCUGAAUUCCACUCCCUCUCAGAUUCAAGUCAUGGCAGCUGAAUCAGCACAUAGUUUUCAUUCCAAUGUUUGCUAGUUAUUGCAUCAAGACCUUUGCUCCCAGGAUCCUGUGAGAACCCAGGGGACUUAGAGAAUGGUUUGCAUUUUACAUCUGUCCAAACCCUGAGGCCAUAGUCAUUGCCUCUGUAGCACUAGUGGCUGUGUGUGUUUCCUGCUCUAAAGGCAUGUGUGAAGACUAUAAAAAUCAGAUUUGAAA
Molecule: messenger RNA, 3936 nt
Organism: Cavia porcellus (domestic guinea pig)
Lineage: Eukaryota; Metazoa; Chordata; Mammalia; Rodentia; Caviidae
Gene: Jrk
Product: Jrk helix-turn-helix protein
Exons: 2
Coding region: 978-2666 (562 amino acids)
Cellular component (GO): nucleus
Molecular function (GO): DNA binding
Source: RefSeq, a predicted model, not a curated record